This is a messenger RNA of Clarias gariepinus (North African catfish), 1335 nucleotides long. RefSeq names its product LSM11, U7 small nuclear RNA associated (gene lsm11). The transcript is spliced from 4 exons. Bases 197 to 1183 code for a protein of 328 amino acids. Gene Ontology annotation, molecular function: U7 snRNA binding. Gene Ontology annotation, cellular component: U7 snRNP. Lineage: Eukaryota; Metazoa; Chordata; Actinopteri; Siluriformes; Clariidae. The record is from RefSeq and is a predicted model, not a curated record. Gene Ontology annotation, biological process: mRNA 3'-end processing by stem-loop binding and cleavage.
UUUUUUAAUGAAGCAAGCCAUGAUACAUGGUUAGGUUGUAAAUAUAAAACGACCUGGUGAUUUGUUAGUAAAUUAAUGUUCGUUUAGCGCGUGCCUGCUUUUAAGUUGAACCAUUUAACGAGUUGAAUUGUGCGCGCGCUUCACGCUAACACACGUUUCCACGAGCCUGCGCUUAUUUAAAAAAAAAAAAAAAAAAAUGGAGGAGAGUGAGAGGGAAGUAGUGAGUGAGCUCGGUUCUGAAAGUUUCACCUCGUGUAAGCAGCAGAACACAGGCGGAGAAGAUGAUAGUGAUGAUAUUGACAGGAAACUGGACAUUAGUUCAGACCAGUUUGACCCGCUGCUUGCCCUGUAUUCUUCAGCAGUUCCUUUGCCUUACCCCAACAUCAAGUGCUUUAACAACCUCGCGGAAUACGAAAGCUUUAUGAAAGGUGGUCGUGGAAGGGCGAAACCCGAAAACGUGGAGAAAAGAAUCCGGAAAGCGAAAAGGGGAGUACCGGAUCCGGAGAGAAUAGAGAGGCUGAAGCAGCUCAUGGUGCAAAAUCCGACGGAGGAAUCGGAGGAGCGCGGGGCGAAGAGACACGCUGCCAGGCGCAGAGCUCCGAAGAAUGUUCUCACACGGAUGCCAUUGCAUGAGGGCAGUCCUUUAGGAGAACUGAACCGCUGCGUCCAACACCGACUCCGAGUCAAAGUCCACAUCCGCUCGUUUAAGGGGCUGCGCGGAGUGUGUACCGGCUUCGUGGUGGCUUUCGACAAAUUCUGGAACCUGGCGAUGGUGGAUGUGGAUGAAACCUACAGGGAGCCAUUACUUGGAGAGGCAUUCUACCAUGAAAAAGCUCUGACUGUUACAAGGCUGUUUCAAAAGUUGCAAGUACAAACUGCACUUGGGAAAGCAUCAGAGGCUGUAACUUCUAAAGAAGAUGAUCCUGGUGCUAAGCCACACCCUAUUAGCACAAGCAGCAUCGCGAGGGUUCAAUCCUCCAGAAAAGCAGCAGAGAGACUGGCACAGUCUGUAAAAAACCUGGAAGUGACUGGCGCGGGAAUGUCGAAUAUAUCUGCUGGUUCUAAACGGAAACCGAAGGUGUCUAAGCCAAAAGUGGAGUAUGGACGAGUACGUACUCGUCACGUCAAUCAGCUCUUUAUCCGGGGAGAAAACGUUCUCCUUGUGAAUAUUCAACAAGAGUAGCAGCGUUGUGCUAGCUGGUUGUGUGUGAAUAGCCGCUGUUUCUGAUUCUAAGCACAUUUUCAGAGUCUUCUCAAUGUAUCAUAUUGAUAUGAUUUAUAAUCCUACUUGUAGAAGUGGAAACAAUAUGAAUAAACCAAAUUUGUUCUUUGCAA